CUAACUAAGAAUAGAAAAUUAAAAUAGCCAAACUUACAGUUCUCAUAGCGUGGAAAAACAUAACCCAGCGAACAGAAACUUUCAUCUGGUGAAAGCACCGAAAGUUUUAAAGCUGCACCUAUCCAAAAUUUGUGCUGCUCACAACCCGGUGUUCAUUUCUGUUCGCCACUGUAACACACUUUAAAACUUUCGUAAGUUCACUAACAUGAGUGCGAAACAAGCCAGCGAUAAUGCUGAGUCAUCCCACACGCCGGACAGGAAUCGAUCGGGAGGCUGCGUGAGCUGCUCGCGCCCCGUAUCGUUCGACAAUUUCGUCCAAUGUGACCAGUGCGACAGCUGGUGGCACAUGAGCUGUGCGGGGGUGACGGAAUCGGUCGCCGAGCGGGCAUUUACAUGCCGCAAUUGCUUGCCGUUGAGUGUCAACACUAAGUCGACCAACCGGUCAGCUCGAAUUGCCCUGAAGCUGCAGAAACUGGAGGAGGAGCGCGCCAUUCAGCAGCGCGCCUUGGAAGCCGAGAAGCGGGCCAUCGAGCAGGAGAAGAGGCUCAUGCAGGAGAAAUAUACCCUGCUGGAGGAACAGUUGGACGAAGAACGGGACAACCAAAGCAACCGCAGCCGGGUGAGUCGACGAGCGAGUCAACAACGUGUGACACAAUGGGUGCAACAGCAUUCCUCGGAAAUCGCGCCAGGUGAGGAAGCCGCAGGAGGAUUACCGAAGUCCGACGAACCGGUCGAGCGCCGUAAUCCAACGGGGUGUCAGACGGAAGUCAACCCAGUGAAGGAGCAGGAGAAGGUGAUAUUAUCGCCGAUGGAUCACAAUCCGGCGCAGCAGAAGCAACGACGGAAAACCUUAGUGGAAGUAUCGAAGCUUUUUUGGAAUCAGCAGCGGAAAACAGGCGCGAUUCCCAAGACGGUUCCGGAUCAGCGAGUCGAAAGUCGUAUGACGACAUUUAUUGGUAACCCUUUCCCCUCUGAGCCCCCCGUAAUUCCACCAGGUAAGCCACCACUUAAUUCUACUAUACAUAAGGAUGUUGCUCAACCGAGUCAAGAUUAUUCGGAUAUGCUAGCGAAAUUGGGGAUUAGUCCGACUCUCGUCAACCCGAGUCAGGCAAAAUUAAUUGGGACUGAGCCUGUUCUACUAGGCCAUCCCGCCCCUACGGUUCCUCUCUCUUUGCCUUUGGGAUGGAACCAAACCCAGUUGACUUCAACAACGGGUCCCAAUGUUGGCCAUAUACAGCCGAGUGUGCCCGGCACUAUUCCGGCACCAAGUGUGCCUCUAACUUUUCCGGCACCAAGGGUACCUCCCACUUCUUUGGUACCAAACCCGGUACCUGCCCCUUCGCAGUUAGCCGCACGACAAAUAAUGCCUCGCGAUUUACCCCCUUUCGCCGGUGACCCCGCGGACUGGCCGAUCUUUGUCAGUUCUUUCGUGAACACAACCGCCGCGUGUGGAUAUUCGAAUGUGGAAAACCUUGCCAGAUUGCAACGGUGUUUGAAAGGUGCCGCGUAUGAAGCCGUGCGAAGCCGUCUUUUACUACCAGAAUCAGUGCCACAAGUUAUUAACACUCUCCAGCUGCUUUACGGACGUCCGGAGCUGUUAAUCAACGUGCUGUUGGAAAAGGUGCGGUCAACUCCAGCGCCCAAGGCGGAACGUCUCGAAACCCUCAUCGAGUUUGGGAUGGCGGUGCAAAGCUUGUGUGACCACCUGGAGGCAGCGGGUCAACAUGCACACCUUACGAACCCGUGUCUGCUGAUGGAGUUGGUGGAAAAGUUGCCCGCCCACGUCAAGAUGGAGUGGGCGAAUUUCAUGCAGCGGUACCCGGCGGUGAACCUUAAGACCUUCGGGGACUUCAUGAAUGGCGUGGUGGUGUCGGCCAGCAAGGUGACGCAGUUCACAGGAGGAUUCGGGAAAGGUGCCAACGUGGAGAAGUCAAGGAUGAAGCAUAAGGGAACAAUCAACACACAUGUAAGCCAGCCGGAGCAGCCGAAGAACGAGGAGAAGCAGUGUUGCGUUUGUAAACGACGUGGACAUCGUGUUCGGGAUUGUGACAGUUUCAAAGCGCUCUCCAUCGACAAUCGUUGGAAGGAAGUGCAACACAACGAACUCUGCCGCAGCUGCUUAAAUGCGCACGGGAGACGAAGUUGCCGGAAUGCCAGUCAAUGCGGAAUCAACGGAUGUACCUUUCGGCAUCACCCUCUGCUUCAUUCCAACCGUAGUAAUCAACCAUCCGGAAGAGCGACAACGCUGAGGCCAGCUUCAAAUAUCGAAUCCGCUGGCAACCAUGCGCAUCGUAUGUCGAAUCAAUCGUUACUUUUUCGCAUUAUUCCCGUAACACUUUACGGACCAAAGAAAACGGUGAAGACCUUCGCCUUUCUGGACGAUGGGUCGUCCCUCACACUCGUUGAAGAGGAGCUCGCAAACGACAUCGGCGCCAGCGGAAAAGCGGCACCACUGUGCCUAACCUGGACGGGUGAUGUGUCUAGAAUCGAAGCAGACUCGAAGCAGUUACAGCUGAAGGUAUCAAGCGCUAACGAUGGAAAGCACUACAAACUGGAGGAUGUUCGUACCGUAAAGAAGCUGGCUCUGCCGGGUCAGACGCUACACAUCAACGAUUUCGUGGACAAGUUCAGGCAUCUCAAAGGUCUUCCGCUUGCUGGAUAUGAGAACGCGGUCCCUCAGUUGCUGAUUGGGGUCAAUAACUUGCGACUUACCAUUCCGUUUAAGGUGAAAGAGGGUGAAAUCAACGAACCGGUCGCCGUGAAAACUCGUCUCGGCUGGUGCAUAUACGGAGGAGGUGGUGUUCCCUUGUCAAAUACACUCAACUUCCAUGCUUGUGACUGUGACCGUGAACUGCACGAAAUGAUGAAGGACUAUUUCGCCCUCGAGGACGUCGGUGCCAAACCAGUGACAGAAUUGGUUUCGGCCGAAGACAGAAGAGCUCAAGAAAUUUUGGAAAAAACCACUGUACGCGUAGGCGAUCGAUUCGAGACCGGCUUGCUGUGGAGGUAUGAUGAAAUUGAGUUUCCGGAGAGCUACGGAAUGGCUUUGCGAAGACUCGAGUGCCUAGAACGUCGGAUGGCUAGGAAUCCAUUGUUGAAGGAGAACAUUCACCGUCAGAUAGAAGAAUAUCAGCUGAAAGGCUACGCGCAUCGAGCCAGUGAGGAAGAGUUGAAGACAACCGAUCUUAAACGGGUCUGGUACCUACCACUGGGAGCGGUGGUGAAUCCAAAGAAACCGGAGAAGGUGCGUCUCAUCUGGGAUGCCGCAGCUGUAGUUAACGGAAUAUCUCUCAACACACUGCUUCUCAAAGGCCCGGAUCAACUUACGUCGUUGCCCGCAGUUUUGUCAAGGUUCCGACAGUAUGCGGUGGCGGUCUCCGCCGAUAUUAAAGAGAUGUUCCAUCAAAUGUGGAUGCGUAGGAUGGACCGACAAUCGCUGCGUUUCCUAUUUCGCAAGGAUCCGACCGUUUUACCGGACAUCUACGUCAUGGACGUUGCGACAUUCGGGGCAACCUGCUCCCCAGCGUCUGCACAAUAUGUCAAAAACAGAAAUGCGGCAGAAUUUGCCGGAGAGUAUCCAAGAGCCGUUGAAGGAAUCAUAUCCAAUCACUACGUCGAUGAUUACCUAGACAGCUUUGGUACCGAAGCGGAAGCAGCAGAUAUAGCGGAGCAAGUGAAGGCAAUCCAUAGUAAAGGAGGUUUCCUGCUGCGGAACUGGCAAACGAAUAGUAUCCAUGUAAAGCAACGAUUGGGAGAGGCUGCGGACCCUAGCUACAGGCAUAUGUUUAUGGAUAAAACCAUGGAAUACGGCAGGGUGCUUGGUAUGCUGUGGUUGACAGAGGAAGACGCCCUGAGCUUCUGCGCACAGAUGAAGGACGACAUACAGCAAAUCGUGGACAGCGACUCCCGUCCCACAAAGAGGCAAGUCCUGCGGUGUCUAAUGAGCUUUUUCGAUCCGCUGGGAUUGUUAAGCUUCAUCAUGGUUCAGGGCAAGAUUCUGCUGCAAGAUGUUUGGCGUGCUGGAACACAGUGGGAUCAGGAGAUAAGCGAGGAACAUUGGGAACGUUGGCGGAGCUGGACUGUUCUGCUACAGCGGAUAUCGACCAUACAAAUUUCCCGAUGCUAUUUCCCGAACGCCACCGAGCAGAGCUACCGUCAGCUGCAAUUACACGUGUUCGUCGACGCAAGCGAAGCGGCGUAUGCAGCAGUGGCGUAUUUUCGAAUAGUCGAUGCAGACGGGACACCAAGAUGUGCUUUGGUGAUGGCGAAAACAAAGGUGGCGCCGUUGAAACCGUUAUCGAUACCGCGAAUGGAGUUGCAGGCCGCUACGCUUGGGACCCGAUUAUUGAGGUCCAUUCAUGAAUCCCAUACUGUGAAAGUUACGGAGCGAUAUUUGUGGUCAGACUCAUCGACGGUGCUAGCCUGGUUGAGAGGGGAUCCCCGCAAGUACAAACAGUACGUGGCCUGUAGGAUUGGUGAAAUACUGGAGCAGACGGAUGUGAUCGAGUGGCGGUGGGUACCGUCGAAGCAGAAUCCAGCGGAUUACGCAACCAAAUGGGGAAGCGGGCCAUCCAUGGACGUCGGAGGAGUCUGGUUCCAAGGACCACCGUUUCUGCAACGGCCUGAGAAAGAAUGGCCGAAACAGAAGAUGUCACAAGGGGUCGUCGAGGAAGAAUUACGUGGCUGUAACGUUCACGUCGAAACUGUCGUGCUCCCAGUAGUAAUAGAUUGUGAUCGCUUCUCCAAAUGGGAGCGCAUGCAUCGAGCAAUGGCCUACGUGCACCGAUACGUGGGAAAUGUGAAACGGAUGAUCUACGGUGAAGCGAAGCAUACAGGCUACCUCACUCAAGAGGAACUACGACAGGCAGAAGCGACCUUGAUUCGGAUGGUACAAGGGCAGACUUACCGCGAAGAACUGACAAUCCUCUCAAACAACCAGAAUCAUCCGAGACCACACCCAGAAGGGUUGAGCAAGCACAGUGUGCUGUAUCAGUUGACGCCGUUCAUCGACGACACCGGGAUUCUACGGGUGGAUGGGCGAAUCGGAGCAGCAGAAAAUGUAAGCAACGAAGUGAAAUUUCCAGCGAUCCUGCCCAACAAUCACCGGGUGACGGAUCUGAUCGUAGACGCUUAUCAUAGGAAGUAUCGACACGCCAAUUCGGAGACCGUAGUGAAUGAGAUACGGCAGCGGUAUCAUGUGUCCCGCCUUCGAACAGUUGUCCGGAGAAUCGUCAACGUGUGCACAAUGUGCAAAAUUCGUAAAGCAGUACCUCACAUUCCACGAAUGGCCUCACUUCCUCCGGCCCGCUUAGCUUCAUACGCAAGACCAUUCACCUACGUUGGCCUGGACUUGUUUGGACCAUUGUUAGUGAAGGUCGGUCGCAGCAACGCAAAAAGGUGGAUAGCGCUCUUCACCUGCCUCACUGUUCGAGCAGUGCACUGCGAAGUAGUGUACAGUCUGUCAACUGAUGCUUGCCUCAAGAGCAUCCGUCGCUUCGUGGGUCGUCGUGGUGCUCCAGCCGAAAUCUACACAGACAACGGAACAAACUUCCACGGCGCUGAGCGGGUGCUGAUGAGACAGCUUCAACAAGGUCUUGCCGCGACCGUGACUAAUACGACAACUAAAUGGUACUUCAUUCCUCCAUCUUCACCCCACAUGGGCGGAGCGUGGGAACGCAUGGUGCGUUCGAUCAAGCAAGCGAUGAUGGGCGCAAACAGUAGUGACCGGAAGCUCGACGACGAAUCGCUGAAUACGUUUGUUAUCGAAGCGGAGUCGAUCGUCAACAGCCGUCCACUCACUUACCUGCCCUUGGACGCGGAAGAAAGUGAAGCACUGACUCCGAACCAUUUCCUGCUAGGAAACUCAACCGGGGUGCGACAACCAGUAGCGGAGCCGACCGAUAGCUCGGUAGCAGUGAAGAAUUCCUGGAACCUGAUCAACCAUCAACUCGACUGUUUUUGGAGGCGCUGGACUCGAGAGAUGCUGCCGACCCUGACCAGGAGAACAAAGUGGUUCGGCGAUGAGAGGGCUGUCGCUACCGGCGACCUAGUGCUGAUCGUGGAGGACAGCAAGAGGAACAGCUGGAUCAGGGGACGAGUGAUGGAGGUUGUGCCUGGGGGUGACGGAAGGAUCCGUCAGGCUAUCAUAAGAACUGCGAAGGGGCUGCUGCGUAGGCCUGUCGCAAAGCUAGCUAUUCUGGACAUAGUAGAUAGUGGUAAAACUGGAACUGGUGGCCAGUGUUACGGGGGGGAGGAUGUUGGCGCUGGGAUCACUGCCUCAAGUCGCGAUACGUAG
This is a messenger RNA of Ochlerotatus camptorhynchus, 6295 nucleotides long. RefSeq lists its product as uncharacterized. Gene Ontology annotation, biological process: DNA integration. The record is from RefSeq and is a predicted model, not a curated record. The coding region runs from base 206 to 6295 and encodes 2029 amino acids. Lineage: Eukaryota; Metazoa; Arthropoda; Insecta; Diptera; Culicidae. Gene Ontology annotation, molecular function: nucleic acid binding. The transcript has 2 exons.